CAAGAAUGUCACCCUUCCAUGCCAAUGUCUGACCCCAAUUCCGCCCUUCCAUCCGGCAUUAUAUAACAUCCUUCCAUCUCCUUCCAUCUCGCAUCACCUCCAUCUCAUCUCAUCAUCCCUCUCAUCGAUCGACUCAACAUCAAAAUGAAGUUCUCCGCAAUCAUCCUCUCCCUCGCCGCCUCGGCCGUCGCCCUCCCCUCCUCCCUCCUCAACCAAGGAGACGCCCCUCUUGGCGGCCACAAGUUCCCUAUCCCCAGCGACAUGACCAUCGGCGAGGCCCAGGCCAAGUGCGGUGACCAGGCCGAGCUGUCCUGCUGCAACAAGGCGUCUUACUCGGGCGACACCACCCACGUCGGUGGCACGUUGAGUAACCUCAUCGGUGCUGGUUCAGCGGCCGAGGGUGCUGGAUUGUUUGAUCAGUGCUCUAAGCUGCCUAUUCAGAUCCCCGUGUUGCUCCUUCUGGGUAUCAACGACGUGCUUGACCAGCAGUGCAAGCAGAACGUGGCAUGCUGCCAGCACAACGGUGGUUCUGCUGACGAUUCUGGUGUUGGUGUCAGCAUCCCUUGUGUUGCGUUGGGCUCUAUUCUGUAGAGUGUCUCUCCGAAUGUAUACUCUAUCCUGUGAUAUAAUAGAUUGAAAAGCAUCAUUAGAGUUGUUUUAUACUUAAUGUUUAAUAAGAUUAAUCUUAUUACGAUGUUAAUCUUUGUUUUGUUCACUCGUGUUGUUUUCAGUGAUAUGAAGCAAGGAAUGUAGGGAUACAGAGUCUUUGUUUCAGGGGUAACAACAUGUUUAAUUAUUCUGCAUCGAAUAAGAUAAACCAUGG
Aspergillus wentii DTO 134E9 is the source of this 823-nucleotide messenger RNA. Its product is annotated as hydrophobin family protein. NCBI's taxonomy places the organism in Eukaryota, Fungi, Ascomycota, Eurotiomycetes, Eurotiales, Aspergillaceae. The record is from RefSeq and is a predicted model, not a curated record. Gene Ontology annotation, molecular function: structural constituent of cell wall. The coding region runs from base 145 to 591 and encodes 148 amino acids. The transcript has 3 exons. Gene Ontology annotation, cellular component: fungal-type cell wall.